GGAUUUUUAAAGACAACUGGCACAUACAAAAGUUAUAUUGUGGGGAACAUCGGCGUGCAAAAAGAGGACUACGGUGUACAUUGUUUUGGCGUUAAACUUGCUGGAAGUAGCAGCGUGUCUGUAUGAAAUUCAGAUGACGUAGGCGUGCAGCGUUCAAUGCAUAGCGCGUCUGUCUUUAUUUUGCUUUUAACAUACAGAAAUGUCACUUCUUUAAAUGUAGAUCAUCGAAGGCGACGCUGAAUGUUGGCCUCAACAAUAUUAUAGGUGAUCCUUCUUCAGGAAAUGUGGAGUGUGGCCAGGGGGGCAGCACUGGCUUUCCCUAUGGGUUUGCUUCUAACCAGGACCAUGGCAUGGAUAUCUAGUGGCAAAACACAUCCACAACUUAUAAGCCGUUUGCGAGAGCACGGAGUUAUCCGUAGCGAUCGAGUGUUCGAAGCCAUGCUUGCCACUGAUCGGGGCAUCUAUUCCAAAGACUACCCAUAUGAGGAUUCUCCUCAGUCAAUAGGGUACAAGGCCACCAUCAGUGCUCCUCAUAUGCAUGCACAUGCUCUGGAGAUUCUCAGUGACAAGUUAACUGAAGGAGCUUCAGCACUGGAUGUUGGCUCAGGGAGCGGUUAUCUCACUGCCUGCUUCGCAAGAAUGGUAGGUCCCACUGGAAAAGUGGUGGGAAUUGAUCACAUAGAAGAACUAGUGCAAGCCUCGGUGAAAAACGUCCAAGCUGAUGACCUGGAGCUGUUAACCUCUGGACGGAUCAAGCUAGUGGUGGGUGAUGGUCGGUUAGGUUUUCCAGAUGGAGCACCAUAUGAUGCCAUUCAUGUUGGGGCAGCAGCACCUACAGUCCCCAAAGCGCUUCUGGAGCAGCUGAAACCAGGUGGAAGACUGGUGCUGCCUGUAGGUCCAGAAGGUGGGAGCCAAGUGAUGGAGCAGUAUGAUCGCCAGAGUGAUGGUACCUUUGUCAAAAAGGCACUCAUGGGGGUGGUGUAUGUGCCACUUACAGACAGACGCCACCAGUGGCCAGGCGGUGAGCUCUGAUUGCAGUGUGGUUACUCCUGCAGGAGGUGCUUGUGGUGUUGCAGUGCAGAGAACACUUAGGACAGAGCGCAACGCUCUCACUUCAGCUGUGGAUUACUUUCCUACCUGCCCGCUCUAUCCAGCCUCUUCAGUUCUCUCAUUCUACUUUAUAAUGACUAAAACAAGGCAUUUUCAUCCAGCCGUUACUGGAAGUCACUGAGAUUGUUAUUUAAUUUUUGUCUUUCCCAUCUCCUUUCUAAAUGGGGUUUAUACCAUUGCCUAAAAAGGAAAAUUGUUUAUAGUUUUGUUUUGUUUUUUCUUAACAAGCCUCCCCUCUUGUUUUGUAAAACACUGUAUGUAAAAUAUUUUCUAACUGAAGUCAAAGCAAUGACAAGAGUUAAUUAAAGCAUUAAGGUAAUUAUUCGGAC
Pangasianodon hypophthalmus (striped catfish) is the source of this 1439-nucleotide messenger RNA. RefSeq names its product l-isoaspartyl protein carboxyl methyltransferase, like (gene pcmtl). The record is from RefSeq and is a predicted model, not a curated record. The coding region runs from base 283 to 1032 and encodes 249 amino acids. Gene Ontology annotation, cellular component: cytoplasm. Gene Ontology annotation, molecular function: protein-L-isoaspartate (D-aspartate) O-methyltransferase activity. The transcript has 9 exons. Gene Ontology annotation, biological process: protein modification process. NCBI's taxonomy places the organism in Eukaryota, Metazoa, Chordata, Actinopteri, Siluriformes, Pangasiidae.